CGGCGGAAUGGUAUUUAAGCGGGAAAUGAUUCGGUAUGACAAAUCAGAAGUGAAAUAACUCAGCAACAGCAAGCAACAGGCUGCUAACAGUUAAAAAAAGAAAAGGAAGACAACCAAGAAAUAGCACAAGAACCCCUAAAUCCAUUGAAGAAAUGGCCACCGCAUCAGCUCAUCUGCCCAUCCAAAAGCGCCAGACGCACAAUCACAAUGGCGAACCCGGCUGCCAGGGUCUGGAUGAGAUGAACCGCAUGUUCCGCAACUUCUGGGAUCCCACGGCCUACUGGGUGUGCGAUAAGCAGGGCACCCGUGCUCGUCUCCAGCGCUGUCCCAAGUCGCAGUUGUACUCCGAGGAACUGGGCCGCUGCGUCCACUAUGCGGAUUGGGCCUGGACGGAGCCGAAGGAGCCGCCAAGCCGGCCCAAGAUCAGCCAAUCAGUGUCCGCCAACUAGUGAUAGCCAAAAACCAACCUUAAUUUAAUCCUAUUUUAAGACUACAAACCUCAUUACGCUUAGGUCUAUUUUUACAAAAUACCUUUAUUUUACAUUGAAAAUAAGAAAAAAUCAGUACAAAAUCAAAAGUUGCUCGCUUUCAACAAUUUA
Molecule: messenger RNA, 599 nt
Organism: Drosophila ficusphila
Lineage: Eukaryota; Metazoa; Arthropoda; Insecta; Diptera; Drosophilidae
Exons: 2
Coding region: 153-449 (98 amino acids)
Cellular component (GO): extracellular region
Molecular function (GO): chitin binding
Source: RefSeq, a predicted model, not a curated record